AAAAAAAAGAGAUGAUGAUAGCUAUGGAAGGGAAAAGGGAGGGGAUUUAUAGAUAUUAUAUAAACAUGUUGGAAGAAGGCAUUUCCUUCCUGUUGCGUUUUAUAGACGAGCAUUUGACGAUUGAAUAGAUACAUACAAAAACAAGGUUCUGAACCAUGCACUCCCGUCUCGUCGCCCUCGUUGCCCUUUUGCCAGUCCUGGCUGUACAAGCUCACCCCCAAUACGGGUACGGAGUGUACGCAAAUUCCGCUGCCUUGUCGGACGAGUAUAAAGUCCCUGCUGGAACAGAGACGACUUCUCUCCCUACGGCAACAGAAUCGAGUUCCCCCGCGUCUACAACAACCGCUGAUAUUGUUGUGUUGUCGCCUCCUUCUUCCACUGCAGCUGAGAUGCCUCCUUAUGCUACCCAGGCUGCUUCAUCGUAUCCUUCCUCUUCUAAGGAAGAAGAAGACUGUGAGGAUGGAGAAGAAGAAGGUGCGGAUGACGAGUAUGAUUGUGAAGAAGAGGGUGCAAACACGGCGGGACCCAUCCAAGUUGGAACAGCUACCGUCUCGCCUGAGAAGCAAUCCACCUCCACAGAAUCGCCAGUACCUGAGAGCGGUAUCUACUCUGGUGCCGAGAGCAAGGGAACUGGCAUGGCCAUCUCAGUUGGUGCAAGUUUGGUGGGAUUGUGGGUAGUUUUGGCCUAGAAUCUUGGGCUUCAGAGCCUCCCUUGCAUAGAUAGACUGUAGUAUUUUCUUUGUAAACAUUUCUAGAUUGGAUCAGGUUGAUGUACUUUGUCAAAUAAUAAAAAAAAAGUAAUUAUUUAGUUGCAUAAAAGGACGUAGCUCAAAGAUAAU
Molecule: messenger RNA, 839 nt
Organism: Spizellomyces punctatus DAOM BR117
Lineage: Eukaryota; Fungi; Chytridiomycota; Chytridiomycetes; Spizellomycetales; Spizellomycetaceae
Exons: 2
Coding region: 156-689 (177 amino acids)
Source: RefSeq, a predicted model, not a curated record